Messenger RNA from Trematomus bernacchii (emerald rockcod), 2816 nucleotides. RefSeq names its product gamma-aminobutyric acid type B receptor subunit 2-like. The transcript is spliced from 19 exons. Gene Ontology annotation, biological process: G protein-coupled receptor signaling pathway; gamma-aminobutyric acid signaling pathway. NCBI's taxonomy places the organism in Eukaryota, Metazoa, Chordata, Actinopteri, Perciformes, Nototheniidae. The coding region runs from base 1 to 2571 and encodes 856 amino acids. Gene Ontology annotation, molecular function: G protein-coupled GABA receptor activity. Gene Ontology annotation, cellular component: membrane; G protein-coupled receptor heterodimeric complex. The record is from RefSeq and is a predicted model, not a curated record.
AUGCAUCCUCUUCCCCUGCAGAUGAUGGAGCAGCGUGAUCAGGUGGAGCUCCUCCUCCUCCUCCUGCUGGGGGGGGGGUGUUGGCUGGGUGAGGCUCAGGUGCGUCACCCGCUCCCCGUGCUGUGGAUGAUGGGGGCGGGGGGGGGAAACAUGACCCCUGCUGUGCGCCUCGCUCUGAACGACCUGGAGAGACAGCCCCCCCCCCUGGGAGACUACGAGCUGCAGCUGCACCCGCUCCACCCUCAGUGUGAUUCUGGCGAGUCUCUCAAAGCUCUGUUUGACUCUCUGUGGGGGGGGGCCUCGCUUCCUGCUGCUGCUGGGGGGGGCGUCCUGCCCCUCAGUGACGGGGACCAUCGCUCGCGCUCUGCCAGCUCUGCACCUGCUGCAGAGAAUCUCAGGCCAUUUUGUCCUCAUGAGCCAAUGAGCAUCCAUGGUAACAAUCAGCAGGAUCAACAUAUUCACUUCCUGCGCUUCACUUCCUGUCCUUCACUUCCUGUCCUUCACUUCACAAUAUCUUAUUAUUUACUGUUGAAAUCAGAUACUCACACCUGCGCUUCACUUCCUGUCCUCAGGUAUCCUUCUCGGCCCCGCCCCCCCCUCUUGUCCAACAGGAAGUGGUACGGCACGUUUAGCACGCUGCCGUCAGACCGCGCUGUGAACCAGGCGGCCGUGAAGCUGCUGCAGCGCUACAGGUGGAGCCGGGUGGGGGUCCUCACUCAGGAGGGGGCCCAGCGCUCAGAGAUGAGGAGGGAUCUGGCGCGGCAGCUGCUGAAGGCCGAUGUCCACGUCGUUUCCUCCGAGAGCUUCUCUGCAGACGCCUGCAGCAGCCUCAGGAAGAUCAGGGAGAGCGACACUCCUCAGCAGUUCCUGCGCCUGAUGACCUUGGAGGGGUCAAAGGUCGAGCCCCUGCACGGCUACGCCUACGACUCUGUGUGGGCAGCGGCCAUUGCCCUGACGCAGGUGAUGGAGGCGGUGAAGCUGCGAGAGAAAUACGGCGUCCAGAAGAACACGAGCGAGGAGGAACUGCAGAUGAAGCUGCUGGAAGCCCUGAAACACACACACUUCCAGGGAGUCACUGGUCCGGUUUUCUUCCGGAACGGGGAGCGGAUGGCGUCGAUCGAGCUGCUUCAGUUUCAAGGCAGCGGGGGGGUUCUGGUCGGAGACUUCAACACCUCCACCCAGCAGCUCAGAGUGAUCAACCACCUGCUCAGGUUCAAAGGCCCGGCAGCAGCCAGAGACCGGACUCUGGUUCUGGAGCAGCGUCUCCACGUCGGCCUGCUGAUGUUCGGCAUCGUGUCCUCGGCUGCAGCUCUGACCAUCAUCAUCACUCUGACCGCCCUCCUCUUCACCCUCAUCCACCGCACACACACGUGCUCUGGGUGUCUGGAGGAGCUGCUGCUGCUCGGCCUCCUCCUCUCCUCCUCCUCCGUCAUGAUCUCCGGGCUGGACGGAGCGUCGCUGUCCCCAGAAGUGUUCCAGACCCUCUGCUCCGUGCGUCUGUGGAUCCUCUCUCUGGGACACACGGUGGUCCUCGCGGUGCUCUUCAUCAGAUCCUGGGGGCUUUACUCCCUGCUCAGCACCAAACCCCCGCAUCAGAGGAGGAGGAGCUCUCUCUGCGUGUUGCUCUGCUUCCUCCUGAUGGACGCCUUCCUUUUAUCCACCUGGCAGAUCCUGGACCCCCUCAGACGGGAGGAGCUGCAGUACGGAGAACAGAGUGUGUCUUCAGGGCAGGACAUUGUGAUCCGACCGUUCUCUGAAACCUGCUCCAGCACCAACAUGGAGCUGUGGACCAUCGCACUCUGUGGGUACAAAGCUCCUCUGAUGGGUCUGGGCUGUUUCGUGGCGUGGAGCAUCAGGAGGUCGGAGGUCAUCAGGAGGUCGGAGGUCAGCAGUUUCUCUCUGACGCUCAGCAUGUUCUCUCUGACGCUGUUCAGUGUUGCAGGAGCCGCAGCCUCACUGCUCACUACCCACAAUCCUUCACUGCACUUCUGUCUGCGCAGCGCCAUCAUCCUCUGCUGCAACAUCUGCAUCCUCAGCCUGAUGUUCACACCCAAGCUCAGAUUUUGGAAAGUAUGUGUGAAAAACAGCGAGCAGCAGAAGCCUUCAGAGACGCAGAUUGAAACUGCAGAAGAAGAAGAAAAAGAAGCUGCAGAAGAAGAAGAAGAAGAAGAAGAAGAAGAAGAAGAAGAAGAAGAAGAAGAGGAGGAAGAGGAGGAGGAUAAGAAGCUUCUGAUCAGGUUGAACCAGCAGCUGAAGAGUCACACGGCUCAGCUGGAUGCAGACAUAGAGACCCUCACCCUGCAGCUGAGAGACUCUGAGCCCCGGCUGCAGCACGCUGCCCGAAACAACGGUCGAGCCAGGUGUGUUCGCUGGACUCAUGCAGCUCAGGUGUGCUCAGAGGACAGAAACUCGGGGGGGAAACCCUCGAGUCCCGACAGCAUCAACUCCCCAGAACACGUGCAGAGGCGUCUCUCCAUUCAGCUGCCGAUCCUCCAUCUCUCCUACCUGCCGGGCGGCGUCAGCGCCAGCAGCUCCAGCACCUUCCAGCAGGACCACUUCCUGUUCCCCUGAAGACCACUUCCUGUUCUCCUGAAGACCCCUUCCUGUUCUCCUGAUGCCACAGCAUUGUUCGACCAAUCAGGUGGCAGCUGGGACUGACUGCUCCUGUUUCUAUUUUUAUAUUUAUCAUAUAUGGAAAUGCAUAUAGUAUUUUAUAUAUAGGAUUAAAAACAAUGAUACAUUGAAAGGCUUUGUAUUUUACUCCAUCAAAGUGAGUCUGAUUGAUAAGUUGGUUUGUAAUAAACAAUGAAACAGAA